ACAACAUGGCGCUCGCGCCCAAGUCCGAGUCGCUGAGGAUCUUCGAAAAGGUCAAGCGCAAGGAGGCGAACAAGAUCUGCUUUGACUGCGGCGGCAAGAACCCAACAUGGUCCAGUGUUCCAUUCGGCAUCUACCUGUGUCUGGACUGCUCGGCACACCACAGAAACUUGGGUGUGCAUAUCAGUUUCGUGAGAAGCACGAACUUGGAUCAAUGGCAAUGGGAUCAGCUGCGACGGAUGAAGGUUGGCGGGAAUGAGUCUGCGACCAAGUACUUCCAGUCUCAUGGUGGAAGUGCUGCCCUGGCGAGCAAGGACCCAAAGACAAAGUAUACCAGCAAUGCCGCGAACAAGUACAAGGAUGAAUUGGCUCGACGAGUGGAGGCGGAUCAUAAGAAAUUCCCCGACGAGGUCGUGAUUGAAGACUCUCCCGAAGACGCCGACUCCGGAACUCAUACUCCAUCCGGUGAGCCUGGUGGCGACGACUUCUUCUCGUCUUGGGACAAGCCAACGAUCAAGCGACCCAGCAACCCUCCCUCGCGCACCGGAACUCCCUCCAACGUCAACCGUACCGCCUCCCCAUUCCUCAACGCCAAUGCUAACGGCAACGGCAUCGCUCGCUCCAAGUCGCCUCUGGUACCAGCCGAAGGAGCAACCACCGCUCCCGCCGCGGCAAAGUCCGUCUCGACAUCCGCGAUUCGCAAGACCGCAACAACAAGCAAGCCGAAAGCCAACAUUCUCGGAGCCAAAAAGACCAAACUCGGCGCGAAGAAAGUCGACGCCAGCGCAUUGGACUUUGACGAGGCGGAGAAGAAGGCUCGCGAGGAAGAGGAGCGGAAAGAGCGAUUGGGAUACGACCCGAAUGAAGAGACACCAAGCGAAAGCAGGAUAAACGCCGCGCAACCGGAUACUGCUGCUUCGACGAUUCAUGCUCCUACACCUCUCAGCCCAGCUCGCGGAGCUGCAGGCGGAUUUGGUGCGGCGGGAAAGCCAAGAGAGAGGAGCGAUAGCGAGAUGGAGAGACUGGGCAUGGGAGUGCGGAGACUAGGCUUCGGACAGGUCGGUGGUGGUGCGCCGAAGGGCGCUGCUCCCAAGGCCAUGGGCUUUGGAAGCACGAGCAAGGCGCCAGUCGUUGACGACUCAGAACGCUACGCCCGCGAAAAAUUCGGCGUACAAAAGGGCAUUUCCUCCGACGAAUUCUUCGGCCGCAACGACUACGACAGCUCCGCGAAGAACGAAGCCAAGCAACGACUGCAAGGUUUCGAAGGCGCCUCUUCCAUCUCUUCAAACGCGUACUUUGGUCGUCCGGAUGAUGAUGGACCGGAUGCGAAUGGCGAGUAUGGAGACUUGGAGACGGCGGCCAAGGACUUUGUUAGGAAGUUUGGGAUUACGGCUGGAGAUGAUUUGGAGAAUUUGACGAGUAUGUUGGGUGAGGGGGCGGGUAAGUUGCAGGGUGCUAUUAGGAGUUAUCUUAACUCUUAG
This is a messenger RNA of Zymoseptoria tritici IPO323, 1478 nucleotides long. RefSeq lists its product as uncharacterized. Lineage: Eukaryota; Fungi; Ascomycota; Dothideomycetes; Mycosphaerellales; Mycosphaerellaceae. Gene Ontology annotation, biological process: COPI coating of Golgi vesicle. The transcript is spliced from 4 exons. Bases 6 to 1478 code for a protein of 490 amino acids. The record is from RefSeq and is a predicted model, not a curated record. Gene Ontology annotation, molecular function: GTPase activator activity.